Microthlaspi erraticum is the source of this 1863-nucleotide messenger RNA. The record is from the annotation of a GenBank genome assembly. NCBI's taxonomy places the organism in Eukaryota, Viridiplantae, Streptophyta, Magnoliopsida, Brassicales, Brassicaceae.
AUGUCAUCUUCACAAAACAGGAGCGGCAGCAAUUCGGAGAGUGCAAAAGCAGAACAGAUCAUAUUCGAGUUCUUCGCGAAAAGCCUCCACAUAAUCCUCGAAUCAAGGACUCCUUUCAUGUCCUCAAGGAACUUCAGCGGCGACCAGAUGGUAUGUUCCUCUUCCUCGUCUUCCUCCUCUUCCUCAAGCGUCAGGCCUCGGGACAAAUGGUUCAACCUAGCCCUCAGGGAAUGUCCUGCAGCGUUAGAGAGUUUCGACAUCGGCCGACGAAGCAGCCUCGAGCCUCUGGUUGUUAAUGUGGUUCUUGUGGCUAGCCCGUUCGCUACCGAUCAGAUUGGGAAAAGAGAGCUUAUCAGGAACUUCUCCGGUGGGUGGAGCUCUGAUCAAGACGAAAUGGGAUGUGAGAGCAAGAACGAGCAGAUCAUUGAGAGAUGGAUUGUGCAGUAUGAUAACAGGAAGGUUAGAGAAUCUGCUACUACUACUAGCAGCAGGAGGUCAAGCAGUAGUAACAGCAAGCUGCAAGUGAUGUACAAGAAAGCAACUUUGCUUCUGAGGUCUUUGUUUGUCAUGGUUAGGCUCUUACCUGCUUACAAGAUCUUCAGGGAACUCAACUCCUCUGGACAGAUCUUCAAGUUCAAGCUUGUUCCUAGAGUGCCUUCCAUCGUUGAGCCCUUCACUCGUAGAGAAGAGGCGGAGAUGCAGAGGUUUGCCUUCACGCCUGUUGAGACUCUCUGCGGUAGGCUUUGCUUGUCUGUGUUGUACCGUUCUCUCUCUGAUGUGAGCUGCGAGCAUUCGACUCCCAUGUCUCCGACGUUUAUAACUGAUUACGUUGGAAGUCCUCUGGCUGAUCCGUUGAAGAGGUUCCCUUCUCUUCCUCUCUCGUACGGUUCGCCUCCGUUGCUGCCGUUUCAGAGGCGGCAUAGCUGGAGUUUCGACCGUUACAAGGCCUCUCCUCCGCCUUCGGUUUCUUGCUCACCGUCGCCUACGCAUUCGGAUUUGCAUGGAGCGUUGGUUUCGAAUCCUUGUUCUCGUCGUCUUCCUCCUCAUCCUUGUGAUAUACCAACUGGUCGUAGGAAGGAGUGCUACGUCGAAGAGUGUCAAGAUUUCUCCCCUCCUUGCUCUCCUUCAGGAGCUAUACACGCUGUCACAAGAGGCAUCACUCGUACUGAGAGCGCUCCAGUGAGAAUCCCAGCUCCUAGUUUCCAGUCCAAACAGAAUAAUGUGGUGGCGCCUUCUCCGAAUUUGAAACUGUCGAGGCACGCUUCUUUGAAGCCUGUGAGAAGCUCUGGUGUUGUUGAAUCUGGAGGGGCGUUGGAGAAGUUUCUUUAUGGGAGAGAAGACUUUAGGAGGAACUCUGGAGUGAGGCUAUCGUCCAACAGCUCACCGAGGAUAUCAUUUUCUCGGAGUUCCAGUAGGUCUUUCCAAGAUGAUUUUGAUGAUAAUGAUUUCCCUUGCCCGUUUGAUGUUGAGGAUGAUGAUAUUACAGAUCGUAGCAGCAGACCGGGCUCUUACGACCAGAGAGGAGAUAUACCUGAACCAACACAUGAGCCAAGCGGGUCAUACCCAAAGAAGUCACAAGAUGCUGCAGUUGGUGCUCUUGUGAGUAUGCUGAAGAAAGCUCCACCUCUUAGACAAGAUGUCUCUAUAACUGAAGUUUCCUGGAACAACAACAACAGCAACAACAACAAACCGGCUCGGGGUCAGGAGGCAGCAGCAGCGUCGAUCACAGCCUCGGGGCUUGCUCUGGCUUCAAAGACAACAGCUGAUGCCUUGGAGGAGCUGAGAUCUUACAAGGAAAUGAAGAAUGUGUUGCUUAGCCAAUCCGCAAUGGACACUUCCUCGGUUAACACUACUACUACUUAA